CGCCCCGCUGGGCUCGUGGGCUCUGCCUUGCCGGCGUGGGGAGACCCGGCCCGGAGCCAUGGCGCUGCCCCUCGCCCUGGGGCUCUGCUGGGGGGCGCUGGCGGCAGCAGCGGGGGAGCCCCACAGCCUGGACAUCCUGAUCACGGGGCUGAACGAGCCGGGCGGGACUCACGGGUUCUUCAUGCUGGCCAAGCUGGACGGGCUGGAGCUCGCCUCCUACAGCAGCGCCAGCCGCGAGGUGAAACCCCUCCGGGCGUGGGCAGCGCAGGCCGUUGGCGCGAGCUAUUUAAGGAAGAAGACCCAGGAGUUCAGGCUCUACGAGGCCAUCUCCCGAGUGGUGACCCACCGGUGGAUGGUGCAGCACAACCAGACCGGCGGGAUCCACACCCUGCAGCUGCACGUGAACUGUGUGCUGGACGGGGACACCCCCGUGCGAGGGCAGUUUCACUUUGCUUUCGACGGGCAGGAUUUCCUCAUCCUGGAGAGAAACCAAUCCGCGUGGGUGCCGCUGGCGCCGGGAGCCUCCAACGAGACGCACUUCUGGGACGCUGGCCACACCUGGACCCUGUUUGCCAGGGAGUUCCUGCAGGAGGAGUGCGUGGACACCCUGAGGAGCCUGCUGCGGGGCGGGAUGGAGGCUCUGGGACGGCAGGUCCCCCCAGGGAUCUCGGUGACCUACAGAGACGCCCCCCACGGCUCCGCCACCCUCUCCUGCCACGCCAGGGGCUUUUAUCCGCGUCCCAUCCGCGUCUCCUGGGUGCGGGACGGGGCGGAGAUCCUGCCGCCCAUGAACACCAGCGGGAUCCUGCCUCACGCCGACGGCACCUACCAGAUCUGGCAGUCCCUGGAGAUCCCCCCGCGGUGGGGCCACAGCUACGCCUGCCGGGUGGCACACAGCAGCCUGGGGGAGCCGGCACCCACCACGGCCCUGCCCGAGGUCUCGGUUUCCCGCAGAGACGCCCCCGACGGCUCCGCCACCCUCUCCUGCCGCGCCAGGGGCUUUGACCCGCGUCCCGUCCACGUCUCCUGGGUGCGGGACGGGAAGGAGACCCCGGCGCCCCCCAUCGGUGACACGUCCCAGCUCCAGUCAUCCGUGGGGAUCCCGCAGCAGGCCGGGGCCGGGCACAGCUACUCCUGCCGCGUGCAGCACCGCAGCCUGCAGGAGGCGCUGGCGACUCCGGCGCCCGGGGAGAUGGGGGGCCUGGCCCCCGGGAUCCUGGCUGCCCUCGGCCUCGCUGCGCUGGCUGGGGCCGGCGCCGCGCUGGCUGGAGUCGUGGUGUGGAGGAGAAAGCGCUCGGACUCUGGCAGAAGCAGCUUCGCCCCGACUGCCGGAGAGGAUCCCACGCCCGGCCUGGACCCCACUGGCCCGUGUCGGACCCUGCCGGUGUGA
Molecule: messenger RNA, 1390 nt
Organism: Mauremys mutica (yellowpond turtle)
Lineage: Eukaryota; Metazoa; Chordata; Testudines; Geoemydidae
Product: class I histocompatibility antigen, F10 alpha chain-like
Exons: 8
Coding region: 59-1390 (443 amino acids)
Biological process (GO): immune response
Cellular component (GO): external side of plasma membrane
Source: RefSeq, a predicted model, not a curated record